CAGGUGACACAAAAUGUACGAUGUGUAUGCAAAUAACCCACAGAGCCAGCCAACCACCCCGCCGGCCCCGGAAAAGGUGCUGCGCUUUGACCGCGGGUACAUCUCCUCCCUGCCCGGCAUACUCAAGGGAGUCCAGCUGUUAUGUAACCUGAUUGGUUUCAUCUGCAUCAAAGUGUCAAACAUCUGGAUCUCAUCGAUCCCCUACAACCUGCUGUACUGGAUCUGCAUGGUGAUCACCACGUUCCUGCUGCUGUCGUACUCCUUCCACGUGGUGGAGAAGCACGACCGCUGGCCGUGGCUCAAGCUGGAGUUCUUCUACUGCUGUGUGGUGGUGUUGAUCUACAUUAUCCUGGCCAUUAUUGCCACGGUCAUCGGCGAAGGCGGGUAUGCCGUAGGGUUCUUCGGGUUCUGCGCGAUCAUCGCAUACGGCUUCGACGGCUUCCUCAAGUACAAGGCGUGGAAGCGCGGCCUGCCGCCGCAGUAGGGGAACACUACAUCACACACACACACACACACACACACACACACACACAACUAUCUAGGAUAAGCUUA
Molecule: messenger RNA, 552 nt
Organism: Cydia amplana
Lineage: Eukaryota; Metazoa; Arthropoda; Insecta; Lepidoptera; Tortricidae
Product: CKLF-like MARVEL transmembrane domain-containing protein 4
Exons: 3
Coding region: 14-484 (156 amino acids)
Cellular component (GO): membrane
Source: RefSeq, a predicted model, not a curated record